CUAGCUCUUUGUGUUGUUCGAUUCUCUCCGCCUAUUACUGUUGAGACAUAUUACAUAAUGAGAGAUCGUCCUAGCGCUAGCACUACAUAUUGUUUCUCCUCUGAUGUUGAUGACAGAAGCAAUUUUCAAUAAAUUUUUGUUCCGCGUCACGUAAUUGAUUACAAAAUCGCGAAGUGAGUCUCAAGUUGUAGCUCCAGUGAUAGGAAAGCCUUGUUUGAUUUAAGAAAGUAGAUUGAUUAUCAAAACAAACAGACAAGGACAACGAAGAUGGCCGCCGUUGUCCCUGGUUCGCGGAUGCAAGUACAGCAGUACGUGAAGGUGCCCUCAGUGCGCCGUCAAAAAAAGUAUCAACCUCGUCCGAUAGGAUAUCGCGGAAAUUGGGAUCACGGCAAAGACAUGGAUGAUCCAGUGUAUCCCACAUUAAGGCUUUAGCUUGCGUCGAGAAGUUGUUCUCACUGGCUCGUCUCGUCGUGAAGUAGGCAAUAGUAGCUACAAAUAGGGAGUAAUUACCCGUGGUUUUUGUCGAUAUAAUGAAUCAGCAUAGCGUAGUUGCAGUUGCUUGUCUCUAAUGUGAAAAUCCUUACCUUACGAGUUGCGCCCGAAGCACGCACCCGACUGGCGCAAUGCGGGGCGCGCACUCCUCACGGCUUCGCUUGGUAUGGUCGAGGGCCAGCGGAUGAAGCAUCUUGGUAAAGGAAACUACUGUGAGGAACACUGAAACUAUGUCUUAUUCUUUCAAUUUUCUUAAGCUCUAGUUAGUACGAAGUGAUCGUGAUUGCGCAUUGUUUGUAUAUGUGGUUGGUUCUCAUUUCGUAGUUCCUAGAAGUAGAACUUACUAGAACCAACUAGAACUAGAAGUGAAUCAUCGCAAACGCCGAUCACAGGAAUGAUGAUGAAGUGGCAGAAGAGCGGCACAUGUGGCGAACGUUGUGACUCUCAGUGCGCUACUACUGCUGACCGAUUCUAUUGCGCCCAGCGCGUAGCGGGAAGCCACUUCGAAUAUGUGAAUGCUAUGGACGGUCUGCUGAUGCGGUACAAGGGCGAUAUACAGCCACAAGAUUUUUCGAUCAAGAGAGGAAAAAAGCCAAUCCAUACUGUUCCGUGGGCUGUAGCGCAGAAGCAUGCUCGGACGAGCCGAACAUUUGUUUUGGAUCGCGAAGAGGGUGACGAACAAGAAGAGAAUGAAAAACAAGUACGCGACGCGGAGGAAGAAUCAAAUCCUUUAGCGGGAGGAGAAGUAUCUUCAAGGCAAACAAGAACAAGAACGAAUAGGAGAGAUUCCACAGGAUUACUAGAUAAUGGAGCACCCGAUGAUGUAGCAUUUGUUCUGCGGCCUGAGGGAGAGCCUUUCAUUCACCCGGUCUUUGGACUCGAUCCUGAAGAUGAGACGUCGCUUGUUCACCGUUUGCCUGGAGCGUCGAACGUGAUGCGUCAGGUAUCUCAGGAGACAGCAAGCAGUCUCGUUACUAAGCACGUGCGUCUCGCGACCGGAGCAAUAUGGAUCGACCGAGACGCGAAAAUGCUAGCAUUGCACGAUCAUUACGCACUACAGAAAUGCAUGUUUAGAUUUGAUAGAAGUGUCAGUCCGACAAACAUCUUCAUGAACCUGUAGAAUGAUGAAUAUUUAUAGGGUUAGUAGUUUUCUUCAUCUGUAGUAAUAGGAGUCCGAGCCCCUUUACCCCGAGAAUAAGUACAUCAAUCAAUCAAAUCAAUCAGGAGUGGUCAAAAUGGUAGAUGCGCAUGUUGCGACAUGAUAGUUGACAUUAGGGGUUUGGUUCCUCCUCUUGCUCUUGGAUUGUAAUAAAUUAAGAAGUGAAAGCUAGGAAUUUUUGAUGUGAGUCCUUAAUAAUUCCAGCAGCAGCACCAGCAGGGGCUUCAAGGUCAUUGAUACAACGAGGAUAUUCGAGAAAAGUAACAAAAGAAUAUCUCUCCUGAUCUAUGAUGCAACUUUUCAAGUAGACAACCUGAAGAAUAGUAAUUGCGUGAAAAAUCACUUCUAAAUUCGAGAGGCCGAUAACGAUACUAUCAGGGACGAAAAUAUGGAGGAUGACGACGAGGUAGACAUUGAGCGGUGCCUGCUGGAGCACGAGUACCAGCGUGCCGUGGCGCUGGCGUUUGCGGAGCCAGAUGAUGAAGCAGAGGAGGACGCUGGUGAAGAGUGAGGAGGAAGUUACUCUUGUUCGCUGCGGAUCAAUAGUUCCCCUGACAACAUACGAGUCAUCUACUAAGCCUGCUGUAGUUGUCGUAGGACUCAUCCUAUACCAGUUGCAUGACUAGGACGCAUUGUUCGUCAAAUUAACUAUGGCAGACGCGGACGCCCUGGCUCGGCACGCAUAUACGGGGCGGCGACUUCGCGUGCACAUUCUCCGCCUGCUUAACAAUUUUCUGCUUCGUCAUCGACAAUGGCAAAAUGGCAGGAUAACACGGUUAGUCAUACCUGGACCGGGAUGAAAUGACUGAUCAUACGUCUCCUGCUUCGAGGACAUUAAGAGGCACGAUGCUCGUAGCCGAUGACGCGUUCCGAUGUUAUACUAAAAGAGCUGCCCCCCCCGCGCACGCGGGAAGGUUGCGACCUUGUUAUGACAAUGGUGAAGCAUUGAUUGGAUGACUCGCCUCGAGAAAAAAGUCUUCUCGGGCACUGUCACUUGAGCCACACGAUAUGGAAAGAUAUGCUUUUCGGAUCCCGAACAUGCUGAUUCUAUUUCCAUCUUGAGUGUCGCAUUCGCACGACCGUCUGGGUCUGCUUCAUUUAUAUUGCCUGCCUUAACAAAAACAAUUCGAAUGCGAAUGCAUAACUGCUGAGGCACAUUCUGGCUCUUUGACCGUUGAAGAUGUUGAACAUUUAUUUGAAUGAAUGUAUGAAUGAUAGUCGCUCGAAGACAUUCGUCACAAGUUGAAAAAUGUAAGAAACGAGAUUCAUUCUUGAUCACGUGGCGGAAGUGCUUCCUUCGUCCAUAUGGGAUUCUGACAACAAAUCACUGCUAGGAUUCUGAACCAUCUGCAUCGCUCCUUCUAUUCGUCUUCAGCGGCACUGCUACUUGUGCUGAUCAUCUAAAAUUCAUGCUUUUCUCGUCCGAUGGUGAAAAA
Molecule: messenger RNA, 3087 nt
Organism: Amoebophrya sp. A25
Lineage: Eukaryota; Dinophyceae; Syndiniales; Amoebophryaceae
Source: the annotation of a GenBank genome assembly